AAGCUACUGUCGCUCUCCAGCUGGCGCUCAGUGAAUUCCCAAUGAGGAUGACUGACGUAUAGUAGGAGUCUAUGCUGACGGAGGCGGGCUGGAGAACUGCGUCAGGUUAGAUGCAGACGCAGGAAACACCGUGUCAAUGCCUUCCAAAUAAAAGGACCUGAAAAGGAACAUUUUAAGAAAACGCUCAGACUUAUGGGGCGAGAGGUGCAGAUGAAGGUUUUAAAGGGCGAUAGCAUAAUGGAUAUACACCGAGUGUGAGAGCGACAGCGGAUUUUUGGGAGCCCAGCCUGAGUGCCGCUAUCUUCUGAAGCUGGAUAUCUAAUCACUGCAAUGACCGAGUCCUCAAAGCCGCCUUUAGGGAGGAGAAUGAAGGCACGUGCCCCACCACCACCACAAGCCCCUCAACCUGCCCCGCGCCACAUCUUCAGAAACACUGUACCUGAUGGGGGAGGGACAUUGGGCAUUGAUGCCAAGGAGAACAUACUGCGGCCCACUGUGGAUUUACAGCUAACCCUACCACAGGGAUACCAGACUAAUGUAACUGAGGAUGGCAGUAAGGCGCUGAUGGACCUGCUGGUUGAGCUUUGUAGCCGCUACCACCUGAAUCCAGCACUACACACCCUGGAGCUGCUGUCGCCCGAGGGCCACGCUUUGGGGUUCAAGCCCAACGCGCUGCUGGGCUCCCUCAACGUGGCCUGUGUCCUCAUCAAGGAGAAAGUCUGGGAGGAGAAAGUGGUGCGCAGGCCGGCACCCAAAGUGCCAGAGAAAACAGUGCGUUUGAUGGUCAACUACCACGGCAGCCAGAAGGCAGUGCUGCGGGUCAACCCGCUGGUACCACUCCAGGCUCUGAUACCAGUCAUCUGUGACAAGUGCGAGUUUGACCCCGCACAUGUCCUGCUCCUGAAGGACAGCAUAAGUCGUCACGAGUUACAACUGGACAAAUCGCUGACGGAGCUGGGGAUCAAGGAGCUCUAUGUACAUGAUCAGAGUUUAGUUCUCCAGCCUAAAAUGGCUUCUGCCCCUGCUCUUAACUAUUCAGACUCCAUCUGCUCCAGCACUACCAGUUUGGGCAGAGCAGAGAAGAAAGGCCUCCUGGGAAUUUUCCAGUUCAGCAGGAGGAAAGCUAAGACAGAGGCAACAUCUAUGGACAUGGAUGACUGUGAUGAUAAUGUAAUCCAAAAUACUGACACACAAUGCGAUGGUCUGACCACAGUGUCAGCGGUCCCCAGCGUAGAAGACAGGCCCAGCACCUUGGGCCAGUCUCAGUCGGUCAUGAGCAUACCAAGGAUGUCUCCAAAAGCUGAGACCAAGAAGAGGAGGGCCCCUGCGCUACCCCAGGUCCCAACACCCAGCAUGGCACACACCAACUUUGAGGGCUAUGAGUUCUAUCAGAUGGGCCUUGGCUCAGAAAGCCAGCAGAGGAAAAGAAAGGCUCCAGCCCCUCCUCCCACCCCAGCCUCCAUCACCCCAGGCCCUGACGACACUUCAACUUCAGCCACUCACAUUAGUGAUAGCCGCACUGAAGAAACACCUACCCCAGCCUCCCGUACCAAGGUGGCACAGUCAACCACCAUCUCUGCUGCCACUGUGGUAACGCAAACAGUAAAACCAGCCCCCUUAAAAGCUCAAGUGCAACCUCCAACUGUGUGCGUGGCCACCCCAACCCCCAGCUCUCCGACCCCAAGCAGCAGCACCUCUGACAGCCUGGCUGUCCAGGACUCAAGCUCUGAACUCAGCCACAGCCUUGACGACUCAGACGCUGACCUGGACCAGACCGGUUCUCAAUGCAGCAGCCUCACCAGCAGCACAGUGAGCGGGUCCGUGCAGGUCCAACCCAAUACGAAAAGCUCAAGCAGCCGGAUGGAGGAAUCCAGCAGUACAGCUAUCAUAGCAGAACAGGAAGUGACCUCAGCCAGCAGCUCCAGGUCUGAGACUGAGUCAGCCCUGAACCUGAAACUGGAAGAAGUUGAGAACAACAGACACAGUGCAAUGGGAACUGCUGAUCGACCAGUACCACCCAAACCUCGUCGUUCCCCAGCCCGGGAGCCACCAGAGCUUGUCUUAGCCCCUAUCCCAUCCUCCCCUCACAUAGAGCCCACAGAAAGCAACUCCCCACAGAGUCCCGUGGAGGCAGAGGAAGAGGCUCCCCAGUCUUGGCUCCACUCCAUGCAGAGCGCCACAGUCACUGACCAGAAACCAGAAACUGAAACACCCGAGGAGGAGACGAUGUCCUUGGGAAGCAGCAGCGGUGGAAGCAGCCUGCCCGACCAGGGUUACGCUGCCUCUGAGGGCAUGGCAGAGGGCGAGGACUCAGGCUUGGUCAGCUCUCUAUCCGACAUUCAACCUACAUCCCCAGAUGGGAGUUUGUCUCUGGAUGGGAGCAGCGGAGGUGGAGGAGAGAGACUGCUGGGACCGGUGCGGGACAAUUCCAGUGACAGCGAUGAGGGAUGUGCCACAUGGGGAUCAAGGCACAGGGACAAUGACAUCAACCUAAAGACAAAGUCAGGCAGGUUAAAGGACAACUAUGAAGAUGACCCAGAGCUCACAGCCCAGCUCCAUCAGACGUUGGCUGAUUUUGAAGCAAACCUUGCAGAUAUAGUUUCAGUGAAGAGGACUCCCUAUACCAUGUCCACUGACAGCAAUGAGGUGCCAGUGUCUGUAGUGGACAUGGAUGUGCCAGUCACAGCCAUAGAUGAGGUACUGGAGGACUAUGAGCAUAACAUUGUUGAAAAUGAGAAAAAGUCACUGACCAGGACUGAAUCUGCUGGCACCAAAGGUCCAGGCUUUGGUCGCCAGUCCAGUGAAGAGACAAAGAACAAAAACAACAAUGCUUGUCCAGCUGCUGGCAGUAAUAAAAGCCGCAGUGAAAAUACUACGCAGCCCAGUAAGUCAAAGGAGAAGAAGUCUAAAGGUGAUAAAAAGGAAGAAAAGAUAUUAGAGACAAAAACAAAAGAGAUCACUGAUGCCAAUGAAAAAGGUGUUAAAAAAGAUAAACAAAGAACAGCACCUAAUGCUGACCUGCAGAAAUAUGGCAAGAGCACUGAGAUCAAACCGGAUCCUGUUAAAAGUAACAUUAUAUCUGUUCAAGAGAAGAAACCUGUUCUUCCACCAAACAUUCAGAGAACGGUAUCUACAGAAAGAGAAGAAGAGGUACACAGAGAUAACCAAAAUAACUCCAGCUCAAAUGCUUCAUAUGGUAAAAUCACUCGCAAUGUCACAUCACGCUUCGGUAUGAAAACGUUCACUGUGGUCCCACCCAAACCCGCCGUCUUACAAGCUGCUACGGGAGUGCCAGCUGCCACAUUAACUGUCGGUGCCAUUAAGAUUGACGAUCAAGGAAACAUGGUGAGAGCGGGUAUCUACAGGAACAAAGUGAGUGGCUCUUCAGAGCUGGGAAUGAAUAACAGUGAGGGGUCUCAACUUGUUGGAAAAGCCAAAGCUUUUUGGUGCUCAAAUGAGAGACAAGAAAGUGCUGUUGCCCAGAACAGAGGUCUCAUUGAUAAGACUAAGGAGAGCCCAGAUGGCCUGAAAAGUACUCCUACUGCAAUCUCAGAAACUACAAUGAAGACUAGUAAUGGUGAGGACCUGAAAGUGAUGCAAACUCCACUUAAUAAACCUGGGGAGAGACUCCAGCCUAAAGUGAUGGUUGAAGAAGCUAAAGAACCAGCGAAAGACAUCAGAGUUGCAAAAGAGGAGCAGCUAGAGAGCAAGAUUUCAGUGUCCAAGCCAAUUAAUAAACCAACCCUUCCUCCUCCUAUCCUUCCAGACCAGAGAAAAGACCUGUUUUUCCUCAAACCAUCAAGAAGAACCUCAAGCCAAUACGUGGCAUCUGCCAUCACUAAAUACAGUAAGACCUCAACUACACCCAGCUCUCACGUACCUGAUUCCUCUGCCUCUUUGAGAACACAGACUGUUGGUUUCCAGAGAUCAGGCCGGUCCAUCCAAGUGAAUCCACACCAGUCUUCCCAGUUAUCUUUGUCAGAUAAUAAGGAGAAUGAAUCUGCUUUUAAAUCCAGCCCUCCCAGUCCGAAGAGGUCUAUGAGCUUCCCGGAGUAUGUGUCAGAUAGCCAGAGGGAUUUUGGUGAAGUGAGAUCGGACAGGGGAGGAUUUGGUAGCAGCGCUGGAUCCAUCAAAGGAAACUCUAAUACACUGGAAACAGAAACAACCAAGAAUAAGCGCUUUCAGUCCACUGGCCCCACCCAAAUAAAUAUGACCGCCAAUAAUGACAGAGAUAAUGGUGAACAUAUUCUGCCCAGAAGUUCCAGUCCUGCCGAAAGGAGUCCUCCACAUUCAUCUGCCAAACCAUCCGCAAUCCCCAAGACUGUGUCGCAAGGCCAGACAAGUAACACGAGAGACAUGCUCAAGGUAGACACUCGACCAACACCUGAUGCAAAACCACAACCGUCUGUGACAGUGGUUGACAGUGGUGUGACGCCUGCGCCUGCAACUGCAACUGCACCUGUACCUCCCCCCAUGACACUGUUUGGCCCAGUGAAAAAGUUCAGACCAGUCAUUUGUAAAUCUGUUGAGAAAGAAACGUCUCUGCACACCAGCCUGAUGGAGGCAAUUCAGACAGGCGGAGGCAGGGACAGGCUCAAGAAGAUGACCACACCUGGUCCCAGCAGCAUGAAGACAGCAUCUUAUGUUGAGGAGGAGAAUGAGAGAUCCGCUCUUCUGGCUGCUAUUAGAGCUACAACCACCUCUGGACGGCUGAGGAAGACCAAAUCUGAGGCUGCUGAUGAGCUUGAGAAGUUCAGGAAGGCUUCUGUGGAGGAGAGCAGUGCGGGCCCUCCCCCCUCUCCCUCCUCUCCCUCUCCUCAUGUCUUUACCCCACCACCGCCACUGCCGCCCACGAAUGCACCUCCACCUCCUCCCCCUGUCCUGCCCCAGGCUAAGCCGAGCACUCUGGCACAUCCAAGUGCUAACGCCCCUGUGAACCCUGCCUUGGCCAGGGAGGCUAUGCUGGAGGCCAUUCGCUCUGGAUCUGCUGCAGAGAGGCUAAAAAAGGUCGCUGUACCCAAAAAGACCGUCAAAGUGAACGGCAGGCUGGGCACAAUCCAAGCAAGCUCCUCGACACUCCCUCCGCAGUAGGAGGGGAAGCCCCCAUCACCACAGCGAGGAGUCAUUUAUCAAGUUUAAUUUCAGUUUUGUUUUUUUGCCAUUGUGCUUUUGCAACAGAUGUUUUGGAAAAGUGGACUGAGUCACAUUUUGAGUGAAUGUUGUUUGAACUUAUUCUGACGAAUUAUGAAAAAGAAAAUAGAGGAUCAAAAAUUAUUUCUACAUGCUAUCAAGAGAAGACUGAUCAAAAGGGGGCUCCACAGCUCUGACCACCAGUCUGGGGCCUUGUGCUUAACCUAAUGCACUAAUGCUUAAAGACUGUAGUAUAAAAGGGAUAUGUCGCUCUCUUAGUAGCCAAACACCUGUAGCAUCUGUCUGAUAAAAGUGUCACAGGUGAAGAGGUUUGCAGUUAAUCCUACUCGCAGAUCUCAGAUCAGAUCUCUCAGUAAGCUUCUAACACUGUCUUUGGUGGGAAAAGUCCAUCCUGUGUCCAUCCUCAUAACAAAUUGCUGUUCCUGAACAUAUCUUGCCAUCUGUACUUGAAUUCAGUAGUUUUAACUGGAAAUCUGUACAAAAAUGUGUGCCAAUGAAAGCAAAUAUAGAUGGUUUAUGAUACUUUAGAUCUUUCUUCUUUUUUUUUUUUUGCUCUGAUCAUUUUUUUAAGUUAUGGAUGCCUUAUAUACUGUUGCUCAGUCAGUGUUAUGUGUAUGGUGUUUGAUGUAACAAUUCUAUAUGGGGUGCAAUAAAUUGGAUAUGGUGAUGUUUUCAGAUUUGAACUACUUCACAUCUGUUUAACAAAUUAAGAUAACACUUCAGAUUGAUCCAAUGUCUGAUUUUUUUUUAAAGGUGUAAUAUUAAAUCCAGAUCUGGUCCGUAAUGCCAAUUUCUGCAGCUCUUGGCUCUGAGGGAGGAGUAGGAUGGUGGAGACAGACUUGUGCCUGUUUACUCAAUGCGCUCCUGUUUUAGUUUCUAACUUUCAUUUGUGCUGCUGUUAAAGAUCUUAAGACAUUGUUAUACAUGAUCGAUGCCCUGCAGAGACUUAUACUUGUACAGUAGAGAUAUGACUGACCGUGCCUUUGAUGUUUGACUGUAUUGGAGAUGAGCCUCUCUUUUUCUGGUCAUUUCAAUAUUUUUGAAGCACUGUUAUUGAAGUAUAUCAAUGGUGGGUGCCACCAGGAGCUAAGAGAUUAUUUUAUUAAUAAACUAGUCACUACUAUUAAGUAGUAUUCAAUACAAACAAGCAGUUGUAGGAAAGCAGUUGUUUAGCGUAUCAGUGGCCUUGAUUUUAGGUAAGUGUUAUUGUGUCUGCUCCUCUGUAGGUGAAGUUUACAGUGUUGAGUAGGUAUGGCUAGAAGGAGGGUGGACCGCUGCCAUUGAAUGGUAUGGUUAUGAAUAAAGUAGCCUAAUCGUCUUACGCGUCCAUGUUCAGGUGUAAACACUUGCUGCUUUGGAUUGUCAGAUUAAUCUGAGUAAAGGGAGUUUAGAUUUUAUUUUAAUUUAUGCUCAGUUUUCAGCACUUGCUCAGUAUUUUACUGAUUAUUUCAUGUUAUUUAGAGAGUGAAACCCUUCAAGCUUUUCUGUUUAUUUUUUUGCCCCCUCGGCUUAGAAGGGGUUGCUUCACAUCUGCUUCCACACACAAUAGCCUGCAGCACAUCAUAGCAUUGUAUAUUUUGUAAAGUAAAGAGAGAUCUCCAGCGAGAAAGACUCGAUUCAACUCUUUGAUAGAGAGGCCGUUUCACUGAUAGUGUGAACAUUUUAUAAGCUAUUGCUUUAUAAGUUUUAAGUGCACAUUGUGUUUUUGUUUUGUUUUUUUUCCUUGGGGAGGUUGCACAACUGUUUUUGUCUACCUAAUUUUUGAUUCAAUAAAUCAUUUUGUAAUCAAG
Molecule: messenger RNA, 6941 nt
Organism: Acanthopagrus latus (yellowfin seabream)
Lineage: Eukaryota; Metazoa; Chordata; Actinopteri; Spariformes; Sparidae
Gene: cobl
Product: cordon-bleu WH2 repeat protein
Exons: 19
Coding region: 331-5091 (1586 amino acids)
Biological process (GO): actin filament polymerization; actin filament network formation
Cellular component (GO): axonal growth cone; dendritic growth cone; terminal web
Molecular function (GO): actin monomer binding
Source: RefSeq, a predicted model, not a curated record